AUCUACGUCACCCAUCAGAAUGACAACAGUCCAUCCCUAACACAUCACUUCAUACUCUCUCUACUGCUGACACAGGAAUCUUUUGAACGGGACAGCUGAGUCAACGUAAGGAAAGGGAGAUCCACAGUAACAGAGGAUUUUACCCAAACAAAAGACGGAUCGGUGACUCAAAAAGGCACUACUUCAGAGAGCCUUCGACCAUAACCUAGAGAUCCCAGUACAGGCUAAUACGAUGGGGAACGCCAAGAGCAGUGCUAUUUCCAAGGAGAUCCUGGAGGACCUGAAGCUCAACACCAAGUUCACGGAGAACGAGUUGUGCCAGUGGUACGAGAACUUCCAGAAGCAGUGUCCCACCGGACGCAUCUCGCCAGAGGAGUUCGAGACGAUCUACGCGCGCUUCUUCCCCGAUAGCGAAGCCAAGACCUACGCUCAGCAUGUGUUCCGUUCAUUCGACACCAACGAGGACGGCACUCUGGACUUCAAGGAAUACAUCAUUGCACUGCACAUGACCUCCAGUGGGAAGACGACGAGGAAGCUGGAGUGGGCCUUCUCACUGUUCGACGUGGACAAGAACGGAUACAUCACCAAGACAGAAGUGGAAGUCAUCUGCCAGGCCAUCUUUAAGCUAAUCCCCAAGGAAGAUCUGCCCAAGUUACCGGCCGACGAGAAUACACCAGAGAAGAGAGCCAACAAACUGUGGGGAUACUUUGAGAAACCAGACAACGACCGGUUGGCAGAGGGAGAGUUCAUCAAGGGGGUGACCGAGAACGAAAACGCCAUGCGUCUCAUCCACUACGAACCCAUCAAUGACUAAGUCAUCCCUUCUUCCCCUCUUUCUCCUUCACACACUAUUUCUUCCUCUCCUCCUCUUUGUCAUUGUAUUCUAAUGUUCUGUCUUUCUCUUCUGUGUAAAUACUAUUGUAUGGCGGUGUCUUAAUUGUCUUCACUGUACCUUCUGAGAAAGUAGGGGUUUAUGUUGGUUAAAGUAUAAAGUAUGAGUAUGUCUGUUAAAGUAAAAGUAUGUUAAAGUAUGUCUGUCUGUGCAUGUAUGCCUAUUGGAUUGAGGCUGUUUUAUGAAGGUAGGUGUGAUAAAUAUGAAGGUAGAUGGCCACUAUUGUAAUUAGUGUUUGAUGCAAUACAAACACGACAGAAACAUUGAGGCACAAGUAUAUUUAUUUGUUUGUAUAUUGAUACAACAUCCCUGCUAAAUGCUGUUUUCCUAUCCGAUUGAAGAUACAAUAGCUUUUUGGUACUGUGAGAUGAUUGUGAAAAAGUAAUGGUGGUCUAGUGUUUUGCAGUGUCCUGAAUACUCAUGGACUGGAUCAUUUGGUAACCAUUGCUCAGUCUAUACAUUUCAUUAUUCUAAGAAGUUCUAAAUGGUGUUGCUGUAGAAGGAAAUUUGAAGUGUGUAAAUGUGAUAAAUGAUAACAGUUCGGACACAGGUAUUUGGGAAAAGAAAAGAUUGAAAAUCUGUAGAAUAACAAACCUUUUUCUCCAUUAGGAAUUUGCAUGGUUGUGAUGGUGGCUUUUAGAUUUUUAUCCUGCAAUUAUCUUAUUGUUUUAAUCAAAGAGUUAUACGCUGCAUAUGGUGGAUUAAAGCUUUUCUCAUAAAUUCUAUGUAUUGCAAAUCA
Messenger RNA from Oncorhynchus nerka (sockeye salmon), 1631 nucleotides. Its product is annotated as recoverin-like. Lineage: Eukaryota; Metazoa; Chordata; Actinopteri; Salmoniformes; Salmonidae. The coding region runs from base 233 to 814 and encodes 193 amino acids. The transcript is spliced from 4 exons. Gene Ontology annotation, molecular function: calcium ion binding. The record is from RefSeq and is a predicted model, not a curated record.